Molecule: messenger RNA, 2708 nt
Organism: Gambusia affinis (western mosquitofish)
Lineage: Eukaryota; Metazoa; Chordata; Actinopteri; Cyprinodontiformes; Poeciliidae
Product: pannexin-1-like
Exons: 9
Coding region: 233-1543 (436 amino acids)
Biological process (GO): monoatomic cation transport; positive regulation of interleukin-1 production
Molecular function (GO): channel activity
Source: RefSeq, a predicted model, not a curated record
GAGUUCUCAGCCUUACAGGAAGACAGUGAUUUCGAAAGUUAUUGUUGUUCUUUUAUCAGAAGCGCUGUGCUGCCACUUUGCUUUGACCUGGAAAACUAAUUAAUCUAACGUUUUGAAGCGACCGGCUUCUGAAAAUCACAACAAUGAUUCUUUAAUCAUUACAUAAGACACACAGUAUUGGACCCCUAUCUUCUUUUCUUCUGACAGCUGCAGAUAAGUUCAGAGAGGAGCGAUGGCCAUCGCUCACGUUGCUACAGAGUAUGUGUUCAGCGACUUUCGGCUGAAGGACCCAAGCCAGGCUCGGUACCAGAACAUCCGAACGGAGCUGGCCGUGGACAAGAUGGUGACCUGCGUGGCUGUGGGGCUGCCCCUCCUCUUCAUCUCCCUGGCCUUCGCUCAGGAGGUCUCAGUUGGUACUCAGAUAAGCUGUUUUUCUCCCACCAACUUCUCCUGGAAACAGGCAGGUUAUGUGGAUUCGUACUGCUGGGCGGCUGUUCACAAAUACAGUCUGGUUCUGGCGCUGCACAAGUUCUUCCCCUACAUGCUGCUGCUGGUGGCGGUGCUGAUGUACUGCCCCGCCUUGUUCUGGAGGUUUUCCGCAGCGCCGGUCCUGCAGUCGGACCUCGCCUUCAUCAUGGAGGAGCUGGAUCGGUGCUACAACCGCGCCGUCACUCUGGCCAAACGCUUGGCGACCUCUGGGCUGCCGACCUCAGACAGCGACCCCACGGAGGGUUGCUUCAACUACCCGCUGGUGGAGAAGUUCCUGACGACCAAGCGCUGCUCCCGGGUGCUGCUGUCCUACUACCUGCUGUGCCGCGGCCUGACUCUGGUCACGCUGCUCUGUGCCUGCCUCUACCUGGGCUACUACCUCCACCUGGCCUCCAUCACGGACGAGUUCAGCUGCCUGCUGCGGGUCGGCAUUCUCGUUAACGACACCAGCAUCCCAGAGAAGGUUCAGUGUAAGCUCAUCGCUGUGGGAGUCUUCACUCUGCUCAGCGCCGUCAACCUGGUCAUGUUCAUCGCUCUGAUCCCGGUGGUGAUCUACGCCAGCCUCCGCCCGCUCUUCUGCCAUGGAUACGCCCUCUUCCUGGAGACCUACCAGUCUCUUCCCACCGUGAGCGUCCUGCCCACUCCCAGCGGCCAAUGGGACGACCUCUCUCUGUACCUGCUCUACCUUGAGGAGAACCUUAGCGAACUGAAGUCAUACAAGUACAUGAAGGUGUUGGAGAUGUUGAAGAAGCGAGGCGAGUGCGCAGGAGAAAACUUUGACACCGUGGGGCUGCUGCAGACGCUCUGCCUGGUGAAGAUGGACACCGUGGAUGCGAAGAAGGCCCCGGAUCUUCAACCCAAACCUCCGUCCGGUUUGGCUUCAGGAUCAGAACCUGUCACCAAUGACGACAAACCUGCAAAGAACAACGUCAGCUGUCCGAACAACACCAAGACGGAAACGGAGAUGCAAGAGCUCUCUCCAUUGCUGCCAGGAAUCGAUGAGACAGGCAGCAAAACCGGAGAGGGCGGGACUCUUCGCCAGCGAGUGAUGUGAUUGGCUGGAGCUCUAAACUCAUGAUGGAUCCAUGAAGACGCUCUGAAUGUCUGGAUUCACCAACAUGGCGCUGACUUUUUUUUUUUCUUUAAUACUUGAACAAACUUGAAACUAAAGUGAACAAAAAAGGACUUGUUUGCUUUGAUUUCAUAAUUUUACUGUUUAUUUUCUUAAACUUUUGGUUGUUUUUCAGAUGUGGUGGGUAAAAAAAAAAAAAAAAAAAAUCACUACAAAACCAAAAAUGACUCCAGCUUUUCCCCUUGAUCGAGCCAACGUCGGAGGGGCUGCACUGACAGCAGAGCUGCACAAUGUUGCUUGAAAUUAAAUCAUCUCAGUCCGAGUUGAACAGUUUACAGACUCCUUUUGUGAGUACAGCUGCUGCGCCUGAAUAUGAUUGUUAUUCAGACUUCAUCUGAGUUAUUGUUUGAAUCUGUGCUGCAGAUUCAAUCUCUCAUUUCAAAGUUGAGGCUACGAUUGCAUCAUCUCACCUCUAAAGCCGGAGUUAUGAAUUUCCCUGAGGAGAAACUGAAUGUAAAGUGUGCUCACUGGAUUUUCUGUUAAGUGGUACAAAAACAGAAAAAAAAAAAAAAACAUGCAUGAUGCAUCUAUGUCUGUUUGGGAGCAGUUAGUUUUAAUGAGAUGGUCGAUCACAUUUCAGGAUGCUGUAACAUAAGAAUUGCACAAUGUGGUUUUUUAAGCUUUUUUCCCAGGUUUUUAUGCUCAUGACUUUCAAAAGAAUAAUUUGAAUCUCUACCUUGAUUUUUCUUGCUGAAGUAGUGGGUAGUUUUCUCAAAUUUAAUUUUUUCUUGCUGAAGUAGUGGGUAGUUUUCUCAAAUUUUAUUUUCUUAUUUUAGAGAUGCAUGAUGCUUUUGUAUUGGGGAGAGAUUUUCCAGUUUAACUAGGUACGGUGUGUUCAUUUUUCUCAUUUUAAUUUUGUUGACUCUCAGGAACAAACAUCUCACUUCAGAUUUUACUUUAUAUUGAGUCCGUUUUGCUCACGAAAUGCCUUUUAUAUCCAGUGUUCUUGAUGACGUUUUUAUUGAAAAUUGUUUUUGUCGACAGUGUUUUUGUGAGGAGGGGUAGUUGUAGCGUUUUGUAGAAUUAAAGCAGAAGUUUGUUUUUAUUUUGUGAUGAAUAAAGAUGGAAUCCUGUUCUUACAGCUGAA